AUGGACGGAGAUCUCAAGAGGGAUUUGAAGACAGUGAGAGAUAAGAUCAGGAAAGGGAUUAAAGAUGUGAUUGAUACGUUGCAGGUUACUAAGUUGGAUGGUUUGGUGAAGAAUGAUUUGGGGGAUUUGAGGCAGAGCAUUAUGGAUCUUCAAAAAAAAGUGAAGGAUAAGGGUGACGAAAAUGACAAUAUAGUUGCACAGCAAUUUAAGGAUCUUCAGUCUGCAAAAACGCAACUUGAAGUAGUUACUGGUAAGGAUAAGGGUUCAAUUCAUCAGGCGGUGGAAGAUCUUGACAAUAAGUUUAGCAGUGAGAUCCAUAGUCCGCUAAGCAAUGCGGUCGGUGAAGUUGACAUGGCGAUUGGGAAGCUUGGCGAGAAGUUUCAGUUGACGGACGGUAAAAAAGAGAAACUUGGAGAGAUUUUCGGGCAUAUUAAAGAAAAGGUUGGGGAGAUUAAGGGGCAGGAAGGUAGAGGUUGGAAAAAUACAGGCGCAUCAGGGCUGGAGGGAAUUGUCACCGGGCUGGUCAACAGCUAUGCCAAUGGGUUUACCGGAUGGGAGUUUAACAAAAGAGUGACAGGAUGGUUGGAAAAAACAAUCUUGCCGCAUAACGGCUUGCUGAAGGAUAAGUUUGCGGUGCCUUUAAAUGGGAAACUAGAAACCACUAACCAGAGCAUCGCCGAGAAGAUUAGGGAUAAGCUUCAGGAUGAUGUUGGCGUCAAAAUGGAAGGUGCGGAUUUUCCCUCUGAUGCAAAGGUUCAGAAAACUGCCACCGCUGUCAAACAGGCCUGCGAGAACUUUGCCAAGGAAAUUGAUGCUAAACUCGAGGAGGGAGGAAAUGGAAGCGUAAUAGUCGGGAAGGUGAAGGGUGAGUUGAAGAAUUACAGUUACGUCAAAAACUCAAAAUGCAUCUGCGACUGCAGCAGCUGCAACAGCAACGAUGAAUGUAAGAAAACGGUUAUUGUCGCCGCCAUCCUGUGUGCCCUCUCCUCUACAGUGAGACAAGUGGGCAACGAAAUUGACUCUAUCCUCCUCAGCACCUACAGGGUGGACGGCAAAUCAAUGGCACAGGAAUUAGACAAAGUGGUUGAGGAGACUAGAAAACUUGAUGAGCAGCUUACCCAGGCAACUAAACCCGGCAAGUCACCUCCCAGCCAAGACACUGAAAUCCCCGCCCAAGCCGUGGACAGUACGUUCGGCAAGGUGAAGAAAUUUGUGAGUGAAACAAACAAUGGUGAUAAUAUUACCGAAAAGUUCAAAAGUAAAGUAAUAGAUGAACUUCAAAAGAAAGUUCAAGAACUUCCUGAAGCCGUUAACCAGUUCGACAGUGAAGCUCAGAAACAGAUCAGGGCUGCGGCCACGACGGCGAUUACAAAGGCGGCUGGGCAAAUCAAGAUGGACAAGAGUGGUCACAUAGAAUUCAGUGGCGAUUUUAUGAAGCAAUUUAAUGACACCUACACUCAAAUGAAAACAAAGCUCCCAAAGGACCUUCAAUCUCUGGUUGAUACGCACAUUGGGCAGGAUGACACGGCAGGUGGUAAAAUUAAUAUUAAAGAUACAUUUCACAGUUACAAUUCUCACGUUAAACAAGAUUCAGAUGGCCUUAAGAUCGGAACCCUAAAAGGCCAGUCAUCCGAAGGCCAACUUCCAGAGGCGAUCGGGAACAUCAAGACUCGGGGUCUGGCGGAACUUGAAAAAACUAUUGGUAGCAAUGACAGUGGUCCUAUAAAUACAAAAACCUUCGAUGAGCCGUUCGACAAAAUUCAGACAGAGCUUGACGAGAUCAAGAAAUUGGUUAAUCACAAUGGUGGAGCAAGUUUCCUAACAAAGGCAACAGAGGAAAAAGGCAUUAAAAAUCUGAUGUAUGAUCUCAUUCAGUUGCUAAACAAAGGAUCCUGGGAUUAUGGCGUAUAUAGCCUUGAGACAAUCAAGUCAGCGAUUAACGAUCUGCAACAGAAUCAGUUCACUACUCAACCCGAAGCAAUUGACAAAGCCGUCACCGCAAUUAAGGCAGAGCUUGGAGAGCUUAGAGGGAAGUUGAAGAAUGGUAAUAAAGGCGACGACGUCAUUGAAAGGUUGAAUGAUUUGAAAAACAAAGAUCUUGUGAAUGAACCAAGUUGGAAGACAAUCACUGGUGGUCAAAAUCUCAGUGGUCUUGGGAAAAUCGAAGACCGCAAAAUUAAGAAUGAGAUUGUCACAACAAGGGAACGUUCCCGCAGCCGUAAAAGCAAUUAG
Molecule: messenger RNA, 2232 nt
Organism: Babesia ovata
Lineage: Eukaryota; Apicomplexa; Aconoidasida; Piroplasmida; Babesiidae
Product: Extracellular matrix-binding ebh, putative
Exons: 1
Coding region: 1-2232 (743 amino acids)
Source: RefSeq, a predicted model, not a curated record